AUGCCUGCAAACAACGUUGCCUUCACCGCGCCUAUCAACCCCACCGGCGCAAGCCCGAAGCUCCGGCAAGACCAAAUUUGGGCCGGUCUUCGCCUCAAAAUCCGAUCUGCAGAAACCUUCGUUCCCAAUGCGAUCCAAUCCACCACUGUGAUUUCCGAAUCAAUUGACCCCACCACGGGGAACGAAGUCACUCUUCGAGACGUCAUCUUCGUUGAAGGGCAGCGCAAAGUCCAAGAGACUGUCACGGCAUUUGCACCUUCUAGGGCUGUAUUUGUACAGCCAGAUGGUAGUACCAUUGCCAAUGUUGUCAGUGAAAACGCCGAUGGGGAGCUUUUCAUGACCUACACUUUUGAGUGGAGACACCCUGGUGCUUCCAAGGAAGAGCUCGCUGCAUUUCUGGAGAAGGAGAAGAGGAUGAGUAAGAUGGCGGUGGAGGGUACGAUUACUGUUUUGCGGGAUUUGGCUAAGAAUGGGAAGAUUUGA
Messenger RNA from Penicillium soppii, 483 nucleotides. Its product is annotated as SRPBCC family protein. Lineage: Eukaryota; Fungi; Ascomycota; Eurotiomycetes; Eurotiales; Aspergillaceae. The transcript has a single exon. The record is from RefSeq and is a predicted model, not a curated record. Bases 1 to 483 code for a protein of 160 amino acids.